Messenger RNA from Delphinapterus leucas (beluga whale), 4308 nucleotides. The record is from RefSeq and is a predicted model, not a curated record. NCBI's taxonomy places the organism in Eukaryota, Metazoa, Chordata, Mammalia, Artiodactyla, Monodontidae.
CACUGCGCCACCAGGGAAGUCCCAAGCAUCAGUUCUUUAAUGAUUGAAAUGCUUUCUAACAAUAUUUCGAGAUCGGGACUGAUAAAAUAGUGAUUUUCUUUCACAGAGGCAGCAGCAGUUUGGGGUAAAGCUGAAUACCCGAGGGCCCCCUUUACAACCUUGUUUUCUGCACUGAUGUUGUGUGAGUGCUGUUAGACCAGAACGAAUCUUUAGCUUACAAUCUGAAGCAAAAAGUGCUCACCUAAAAUGCAGUUUCUCUUAGAGGAUUAAGCGAUACCGUGCACAGAGUAAUUGUUGGCAACACCUUCCUCACUCUAGACUUAAGCAUUUAAACGUGUAGGACGAUGAAUGGGGUUUACUUUCCAGGCUGGAGGCGAGCAUUUAUUUAUCUUGGAGCCUUUACGACAACGUGUGGAAAUAGGUGACCAAUUUUGCCGCCGCCGGAGACCUGAGUUAGUGGCUGGCUCAGCCAAGGUCGCACCUGGGCCGGCCCCAGCUAUCACCUCGGUGAUCUCACCGCAGCUUCCGCCGAGCACGCUGCAGGCUGGGCAGGACCCCGGAACACAGCCUUCGUAACCGAGAAAAGGAGGAAGGUUUCUUCCCGCCGCGGUGUCUGCGGACUGGCCCUCGGGAGGGGCGGGGCUUCCGGCCGGCGCGGAGCCGCUUCCGGCCGGCACGGCCGGCCUCAGCCGCCGCGGCCCCACGCGGGCGGGAAAGGACCGGACGGCGCUGGCGGACGCUGCCGUGGGUGGGGCGGGGUCCAGGCACAGCGGCCCUGGAGUAUUCCUUUUCCCUUCCGGACCUCCCUCUUUUGCAAAACCACCCGGAUCGGCCUCUCUUCCCGCUGGCCUGGCUCAUUCAUUUCACUCCUCCCCCGGAGUUGGCCGCCCUUGGAGGAGUGGGCGGGCCCGACUAGCAGGCGGAACCCGCGUGGAGCCUGGCGCGGUGGUGCCGAGACCGCGGAACCCAGGACGGCACAAAGGACUUGAUGCCCGAACCAGGUUUUCGGGAAUAAUCGGGAGUUUGUAUUGUGGAAGGUGCGGGGACACUGCAUUAUCACCGAGUCUUCCCAACAACUCGUUGUGAUGGAGAGUGGUAUUCUCCCCAUUUUAUAGUUGCGGAAAAUGAAGCCUCAGUAACUUUGCCCAGCCUACUCACACAGUAAAUGAUAGCGUCAGAAAUUGACUUACCAUGCCUCUGCAAUGCCUCUCUUCUAUACCUGUAAGCCAAGGGUUUGACAAAUGCCCUUUGAACAUCUUUCGUCUCAGCUCUGUAUUCAUCUGCCCUCUGAGGGGAUACAGCGAGGUAGAAGCCUCAGCCCCUGCCUUCUAGGUUUGUACACCUGAACCAGUCUACUGAAAAUGCAAAGCGCUCCAGUGAGUGGUGCAGGCUGUUCAGAGGCGGGAGAGAUGGCAGUCAGCCGGAGUGCAUCAGGAAGGAUGCUGAUUUGAGCUGGGUGUGAUUUGGAAGAACCUGUUCCAGGUCCGGGACAGCCAAAGCAAAGACUCGCAGGAUGGAGAUGAGGCCUUUCCUUCCCGUGUAGUUCCUUGAAGGGCCUCAAAUAGCAGCCAGUGCAGCCAAUUUCUGAGAGAUGCUGGUUUCAAUGAGGAGUCUGGAAGGUGCUCCUCCUGGAUCCCGUUGAAUAUCUUGUGGUUUCAAGUCUCUUCUAAGGACUGUGGAUUCUGCCCUACCCCUCAGCUCUUCAUCUGAUGGCUGGCAUCUCGGGGAUCUUGUUUUCCUAAGAUUAUUGGAAUUCCUGUGAUCAUCACAUGAACUCUUCCCCUGGCCUCAUCACCAUCCUGUGUUCCAGAGUUGUUCUAACUAAGGAACUUCGGUUUAGACACCUGAGUAUCAAGUUCUCUUCUGGAGGAAUUCUCCAAUCUUGGUGGAGUGUGGACUCCAUUUGGGGUAUCUCUUUGGCAUGAUAAUCUCCUGACAUAUCUCUAUGUCCCUAGAUGUAAUCUUUUCAUUUCUUGAAACAGGCCCUGCUGCCUCGUCGGAACCAUCAAGCCUGUACCUGAAAGUGUCUCCCGGCCUUGGAGUGCUCAAGUUCUCUUGGACUCUCUGCUUCGUUCUGGAAAUAUGUGGGCUUCAGCUCAGGCAGUGUCAAAACAGGUCAGGCCUACAGACCUCCCAGGAGGACAAAACCCCUCUUCCUCACCCACGUAGCUGGACUCAUCUUGCUGGAUAUGAGACCUUUCCUCUCCCUCCGUUAUCUUUUCUUUGUGUAGUACUCACAUGACUGACAUUCAGUCAUGCACGUGGGCACGCCUUUGUUCCCAAUACCUCUACUGUCUCUUUCCUAGUCCUGCUGCAGCUACUCCUUAGCCCAGGACCCGAGACAGAACCGUCCCUGUGGCAGCAGCUGGCGUCAUUUCAGGAGGCAGUGACAUUUGAGGAUGUGGCCAGAGAUUGGAAGUGUCAAGAGGCCUCUCAGAAGGAUUGCAGCAGGGACACAAUGCUGGACAGUUGCAAGAAGCCAGUCCCUCAGCGAUCCUUCUUCCAGUUAGUUCUCCAUGAUGCCACAGAGAGCUGGAAAUGAUCCCCCUGGGGUUUCAAAUCCAAGUGAAAUGGAAAAGGAGAUAAGUAACAUGAGAGAAAAGUUUCUCAUCAGCGUGACAAAGUUAGUGGAAAGCAAAAGUUACAACAGCAAGGUAUUUUCCAAAGAAAAGUACUUUCAAACAAUAAAGGAAGUGAAAGAAGCUAAGGAGAAGGGGAGGAAGUCAUCACGUGAUUAUCGCCGUGCAGCAAAAUAUGACGUGAUCUCUGUACAAGGCACAGAGAAACUAAUAGAGGCGACUCACGGAGAACGAGAUCGAAUACGGUAUUAUGUACACAAGGAAGAGCUGUUUGACAUUCUUCACGACACGCAUCUCAGUAUUGGCCAUGGCGGGCGGACGCGCAUGCUCAAGGAGCUUCAAGGAAAAUAUGGGAACGUCACCAAAGAAGUCAUUGUCUUAUACCUGACUCUGUGUAAACAGUGCCACCAGAAGAACCCAGUAUCCAAGAGAGGCCUCGCACCCAAGCCCAUGCCAUUUAAGGACAUUGACUCCAGAUGCCAAGUUGAAAUCCUUGACAUGCAGUCAAAUGCUGAUGGUGAGUUCAAGUUUAUUUUAUAUUACCAGGACCACUUGACCAAGUUUAUUAUUUUACGGCCAUUAAAAGCCAAACAGGCCCAUGAGGUGGUCGCUGUCCUGUUGGAUAUUUUCACAAUCCUUGGUACACCCACGAUGUUAGAAUCUGACAGUGGCUUGGCGUUCACAAACCAGGUUGUCAAUGAGCUCAAUGAGGUAUGGCCAGACCUAAAGAUUGUCCCUGGUAAGUACCACCCUGGCCAAGGCCAGGGCCCCCUGGAGCGAGCAAGCCGUGAUGUCAAGAACACGCUAAGUGCCUGGAUGCAGAGUAACCAUUCACAUCACUGGGCCGAGGGCCUGCGAUUCAUGCAGAUGGUAAGGAAUCGGGCCUUUGAUGUCUCCUUGCAGCAAAGUCCAUAUGAGGCGAUGUUUGGUUGUAAAGCCAAAUUUGGACUCUAUUCCUCACACUUACCCCGGGAAACCGUGGCUGUUUUACAAACAGAAGAAGAACUAGAAAUUGCUGAAGAACAGCUAGAAAGCAGCCUUUGGAUCAGGCAGGAAGAAAGAGCUGAGGCCGGAGCAGACCGAUCUGACAUGGACGAGGACGUCAAUUCCACACCUCCCAAAGCUGCGGAGCCCAGCACCUCCCAAGGGGCCCCAGGUCUCUUCUGCUGGUGAAGAGACACCUGCCUCUGGGCACCAUGUAGCCACCUGAGAACUGUUGCCAAGGCCCCAGAUGAAAAGAAUGAAGGCCACACUCUCAGGAAAGCUGUCCAUGGUAGUCCUGGCUCAUAGGGGGAAAGCAACAUGGGUCUCUGAUCUCAGGCUGCCAUAAAAAAUUACCACAAACGUGGAGGCAUAAAACAACAGCACCCAUAGUUCUGGAGGCUAGAGGUCUGAAGUCAAGGUGUUGGCAGGGUUUGUCCCUUCUGGAGGCUCUGAGGGAGAAUCCAUUCCAUGCCUUUCUCCUUUGGUGGCUGCCGGCAGUCCUUGCAUCCCUUGGACUUAGAGUAGCACAAAUCCAGUCUCUGCCUCGUCUGCACGUGGGUCUUCUCCCCUCUGUCUGUGUGCUCCUUUUCUGUCUCUUACAAGGACACUGUUGGACACCAAAUCUAUGUCAUUGGACUUAAGGCCCAUCCUAAUUGAGGAUGAUCUCAUCUCAAGAUCCUUUUUAUUUACUUUUGGCUGCAUUGGGUCUUCGUUGCUGCGAGUGGGCUUUCUCUAGUUGCAGCGA